Sus scrofa (pig) is the source of this 6612-nucleotide messenger RNA. RefSeq names its product F-box and leucine rich repeat protein 19 (gene FBXL19). Lineage: Eukaryota; Metazoa; Chordata; Mammalia; Artiodactyla; Suidae. Gene Ontology annotation, molecular function: zinc ion binding; protein binding; DNA binding. The record is from RefSeq and is a predicted model, not a curated record.
AUAGCUAAUGGGGUGCAGCAGCGGGCCAGGUGGAGGGGAAGGGCCUAACAGGCAGAGGGAACAGCCCCAGAGAGAUCCCUGAGGCAAUCAUGCAAGCCAAAAAGAAAGCAGUGAGGAUGUAAAGGAGACAAUCUCCUGGGAGCCAAGAUUUCCUAACUGAUAAAGUGUGAGCUAGAGGGAGCCUCAGUUCAGCCUGAGGCAGGUCCCAGCAAAUUUAGGACUUCAAGUCACACUGGUCAGCGUUAACUUCCUUGACAGUAAAACCACACCCACCAAGUCUUCCGCCAGGCCCUCUAACCCUCUACUUUCCGACACAGAAGAGAGGGCAGAGCACCGCAGUCUGUCUGCCUUGGGGUCAAAGUGAGUAAUUUUCCAGGCAGAGGAGGAAGAUUAAGAAGGCAGUUGUCUUCUCACAGGCGCUAACUCCUUCGGGUAUGAUGAAUUCCUGGGAUCCCAGAACAGCUGGGCUGGAAGGGACCUCGAAAAGGGAAUUGCCAACACAUGCCCCGUACCAGGCCCUGAGCCCGGCCUUUUCGUGAACAUUGUCUUAACACUUCUAACUCCACUUUGAGGUAGGUAUCAUUAUCCCCACUUUUCAGAUGAGAAAAAUAGAGGUUUGGUGACUUCCCAAGGAGGGGCGGGGAUUUUGUACGACUCCAGAGCCCUUUCCCUGGAGCUCUCACGACUUGGAAGAUGCCGAUUCUCUGAGGUUUGAGGGAACAAGCAUCGGGUGUGAGGCGCGGAAGCUUUCCAGGGGACAACAGCGUGACGGUACUUUGGAAAAGAACCACGCCUCUCUGGUCGCGACAAUACUUAUUACUGUUGCUUUCCUUUAAGAGCUUCCCCUGAAAGAUGAAGUCCUCACCAUACGGGGAGGCGGAUAUUAUAUAUUCCUGGAUCGCCAGGACGUCUUUCUCCCUCACUCGCAUUGAUCCCCACUGGUGACAUAAAUUACCCUCCCUAAUAGCGAGUGAAGGCACCAGACUACAUUUCCCGACAGGCCAUUCGAAAGGGGGUGGUGGGGAGAGUAGGAAGAGGAGGAAAAGAGACUCUCCGUUUCCGUCGGCUCUCAAUUUGGCGUGUCCGCGGUGAUGCAAAUUUCAGCAGCCCACGUUCUGUCUCUGUAAAGCUAAGGGACUACGUCCCCCAGCAGGCAUGGGCACAGAGAGCGAUGGGCUUCCAUCUUGAUUGUAGUCCUUUCCCCCGUUUUCUCAGGGAGUAGCCUUGGGGCGUGGACUACAAGCCCCAGGUCGCCAUCUACACUUUGCUUCGGCCUCCAUCUUUGCUGAUAGUCCCUGCCCCUUUCCCCUUCCAUUGUCUCCACCGAAGAUAACAGAGGGGAGCCGGGAAAACUGCAACUCCCAUCAGGCUCUACGUCACUGGGAGGGGGGGGGUGUUCGAUAUUGCAAGCGGGCGCGGUGUCCAAGGUGGUAGAAUGAGGCGACGGGAGAGACUAGGUAGCCUGCCAUCUUUACGGUAGUCUCCUUAUUCUCCUGGUUCCUCCACUCUUAAGGAACAUUAGAGGGCUUGAAAACUACUAUUCCCAUCGCACCUAAGAUCGACCACUAGUCAGGUGUCCGCCCCUCUUCCGCCAUCUUGCUUGUAGUCCUCAUUCCUUUUCACCUUUCCAUUGUUCCUGACGAGUAGAAAUGGCAGCGGGAAGGCAGCAGAUGGACUGCGACUCCCGUCAGGUACCACACACGCGGAGGGUUGUGGACAAGAGGGCGUGUGAGUGCCUGGGAAGGAGGUCGGGUCGGGGGAGAAGGCCAUCUUGUUUGUAGUCAUCGUUCCCGCUCCUUCUCUAUGCUCUGCAACGGGGAGCCUCGGGGCAACCGGACUAUAACUCCCGGCACCCUCGGCUCCCGGCUUGGCACGUCCUCCGCCAUCUCGUUUGUAGUACCCGCUGGCCCCAGCGUCCUAUUGUCCUCAUCAUAGCACCAGCGUCCGCAGGACUACGACUUCCGUCGUGCCCUGCGCGUAUCCGUCCUGGAAAGAGGAGGUGGUGGGGAAAGGAGGGGGCAGGGGGCGGGGUUCCUCUGGGAGAAGGAGGGAGUAGAGAGGAGGAGGAGGAGGGAAGGAGGAGGGAGGGGAGGGGGAAGAGAGGAGGAAGGAGCUCAGGAGGGAUGAGAGAGGCGGCCAGGGCCCCGGGCCGAAGCUGCGCGGGGCCGGGGGACCAGGGGGGCUGAGGCACCCCAAUUGCCCCCUGCCCCUUUCCCUGCCCUUUCCAUCUUUUCCUUCCACCUUCCUGCUUGAGGAAGGGGAUUUAUUCAAAUUUUAUUUAAAUCCCUAUCUCCGGAGGGUCGCGCGCUGGGGGGGAGGGGGUGAGAGGGCGGGGGCGCGCGCAGGCUGGGGGCGGGGCCGAAGCAGCUUCCUUCACCCCCUUCCGCUCGCCCAGUAGCGGUAGGGCAGGGGGCCGCAGACCAGGGGCGGGCCCAGGGGAGGGGGGCAGGUUACAGGGACCCCCCCCUCCCCGGGAACCGGCGGUGGGCGGGGCUUGAACCCCGGAAACAGUGGGGGGCCCAGGCCUGGCCCUGGACCCCUGGGCAGUGGGGGCCGGGAAGGGGCCAGUUAAAGGGCCGGGGGUGCUGGGGAGGGGAGAGGCGGGGCGGGGUGGGGGGAGGGGAUCUGGGACUCGGACCCCGGGACUGAGUGGGGCCCGGGCAGAAGCUGUACACCCUGCGCCCGAGGAGCCCCCGUUGGCCUGGGGGGGCUGAGGGACUGAGCCCCCCAGAGCAGGACCUCCCCCUGGAAGGGCCGCGCCGCAGCCCGUGGGAGGGCCUCGCCCCCGGCGCCCCCCAUCUCCACUCGCCGCCGUCCCGGCCUCCGCCGGAGGGAGGGGCCGAGCGCCCUCGGGGGGCCGUGGACCCCGGCGUUCUGAGCGUUCCGCGCCCCGCGCCGCCCGGCCCCCCCGCCGCCGAUGGCCGCCGACCCGCCGGGAGCUGCCGAGAAGGGAGAGAUGGCUCCCGGGACACGUGUGAGCCCUCGGCGUUGCUGACGCCCCCAAUGUCGUCGAGCAGCCGGGGGCCGGGGGCCGGAGCGCGCCGACGCCGAACCCGCUGCCGCCGCUGCCGGGCCUGUGUGCGAACUGAGUGCGGGGACUGUCACUUCUGCCGAGACAUGAAGAAGUUCGGGGGGCCCGGGCGCAUGAAGCAGUCGUGCCUGCUCCGGCAGUGCACUGCCCCCGUGCUCCCACACACAGCUGUGUGCCUCUUGUGUGGGGAGGCUGGGAAGGAGGACACAGUGGAGGGAGAGGAAGAGAAAUUUGGUUUGAGCCUCAUGGAGUGUACAAUCUGCAACGAGAUCGUCCACCCUGGCUGCCUGAAGAUGGGGAAGGCUGAGGGUGUCAUCAAUGCAGAGAUCCCCAACUGCUGGGAGUGCCCUCGCUGCACCCAGGAAGGCCGGACCAGCAAGGAUUCAGGUGAGGGACCAGGCCGCCGCAGGGCUGACAACGGCGAGGAGGGCGCCAGCCUGGGGAGUGGAUGGAAGCUGACGGAGGAGCCGCCGCUUCCACCACCCCCACCCAGGCGCAAGGGUCCCCUACCUGCUGGGCCCCCCCCAGAGGACGUGCCUGGGCCCCCCAAAAGAAAGGAGAGGGAGGCAGGGAAUGAGCCCCCUACCCCAAGGAAAAAGGUGAAAGGAGGCCGAGAGAGGCACCUGAAGAAGGUGGGUGGAGAUGCCUGCCUCCUCCGAGGAUCGGACCCAGGCGGCCCUGGCCUUCUGCCCCCCAGGGUUCUGAAUCCGAGCCAGGCUUUCUCGUCCUGCCACCCUGGGCUCCCUCCCGAGAACUGGGAGAAACCAAAGCCGCCUUUGGCCUCUGGGGAGGGCCCAGCAGUGCCGUCCCCCUCACCCCAGAGGGAGAAGCUAGAACGUUUCAAGCGGAUGUGUCAGCUGCUGGAGCGGGUGCCUGACACGUCCUCGUCCUCCUCGGACUCAGACUCGGACUCCGACUCAUCAGGCACAUCGCUGAGUGAGGAUGAGGCUCCUGGCGAGGCCCGGAACGGGCGACGGCCAGCCCGGGGCAGCUCGGGCGAGAAGGAGAACCGCGGGGGGCGGCGGGCUGUGCGCCCUGGCGGUGGGGGGCCCCUCCUCAGCUGGCCCCUGGGCCCCGCCCCGCCACCCCGGCCCCCCCAGCUGGAGCGCCACGUGGUCCGGCCUCCACCUCGAAGCCCUGAGCCUGACACGCUGCCUUUGGCUGCUGGAUCCGACCACCCCCUGCCCCGCGCCGCCUGGCUUCGUGUCUUCCAGCACCUCGGGCCCCGAGAGCUAUGCAUUUGCAUGCGAGUCUGCCGGACCUGGAGCCGCUGGUGCUACGACAAGCGUCUGUGGCCUCGAAUGGACCUGAGCCGGCGCAAGUCACUGACCCCGCCCAUGCUUAGCGGUGUGGUUCGCCGCCAGCCUCGAGCCCUGGACCUCAGCUGGACAGGUGUCUCCAAGAAGCAGCUCAUGUGGCUUCUGAACCGACUGCAAGGCCUGCAGGAGCUGGUGCUCUCUGGCUGCUCCUGGCUCUCCGUCUCUGCCCUGGGCUCAGCCCCGCUGCCAGCCCUGCGGCUCCUGGACCUCCGCUGGAUCGAGGAUGUUAAAGACUCCCAGCUCCGCGAGCUGCUGCUGCCUCCGCCAGACACCAAACCAGGGCAAACGGAGAGCCGAGGGCGGCUGCAGGGGGUCGCUGAGCUGCGCCUGGCGGGUCUGGAGCUGACGGACGCCUCCUUGCGGCUCCUGCUGCGCCACGCGCCCCAGCUGAGCGCCCUGGACCUGAGCCACUGCGCCCACGUUGGGGAUCCCAGCGUCCACCUCCUCACGGCCCCCACCUCCCCGCUCCGAGAGACCCUGGUACACCUCAACCUCGCUGGUUGCCACCGCCUCACGGACCACUGCCUCCCGCUGUUCCGCCGCUGCCCGCGCCUCCGCCGCCUAGACCUGCGCUCCUGCCGCCAGCUCUCACCUGAAGCUUGUGCCCGGCUGGCAGCCGCCGGGCCCCCUGGCCCCUUCCGCUGCCCAGAGGAGAAGCUGCUUCUCAAGGACAGCUAGUUGGGUGCCCCCCACCCUCCCCCGGGACUCAUCAGGAGCCUGGACCUCAGGCCUUCAUUUCACCCCUGCCAGGAGGCCAGGUUACCCACCUCAUGACUUGGGAUUCCUGAGUUUUAUGACUUGGGAUUCCUGCCCAGGGACUCGAGCCAGCCUCCCCGCUCUCUACCCCCUGCACUGAUAUCUCUGGGGGUCUCUCCUUCCCCUCCCCUCACCCUUCCACCUGCUUCAUUGUCCAUCCCCUGGGGGGAGUGGGUCCGAGGUACUGGGGGGUGCUGAGCCAAAGGGAUGGUGGGAGGGGGGUUGAGGUGCAAGUUUGAGGGAGGGAGAGCGGGAAAGGGUAUCUGCGCACAGGAUACUGGGAGCCAGGGGGCUGGGGGAGCUGGAGGAUGGGCCGGGGGUGGGGGGACGGGCGGAAAGCAGACCACCAAGGGUUCCGGGAACAAAGACCAGAUACUUGGAGUUGGGGGGUGGGGGUGGGGCCAAAAAGGGAAACCAGAGGAGCAAUUGGGGAAUCCAGGUGUCAGAGAUGAGGGGACUCGGGGAACCAGGGGAAAGCCAGGGCUGAGUGAGGGGUGGGGGCAAGAGCAGGUGUGGGGGCGGUAGGACCCCCUCGGGGUCACCCCUCUCCUUCCUCCCUCCUCAGAUUUCAGUUCCUUCCCCCCAACCCUGACUCCUUGAACGUCACUGACAAUGGCAGCUAUUGUGAGGAGUGGGGGCUGCGGCCUACCCGCUGUUCAGCGCGGCCCUGGGGAGUGGUGAGGGGUACCCCAGCCCCCUACCUGCCUCCCCGCACUAUACUUGAACAUUCAUCUGUACUGAAGUGUUACUUGAACCGGGGGAACCUCGGACCUGGGGGAGCCGGAGUGUGAGGGGACGGGACCAGCUUGGACUGAGACUGGACCGGUGGACACCCAGUUUGGACUGUACCACCCCCAGGCUCUCUCUUGCUUUACUGUAUUGACCAACUCCACCCCUCCCUCCUGACCUGAGGUGGGGGUGGGGUGGGGUGCCAGCCCAAUGAUGGGGAAGAUGGGACUCCUCCAGCUUGGCUCUUCCCACUCUUUCAUCGUCAUGGAAACUUGUAUCCCAUUUGCCCAGGGAACUGCCACUCCUGGUUGCCAUGGAAUUAGCAGCCAAUGGACACCUCCCAAAGCCAGUGCUAAGGCUGGAAAUGGCCCCUCUUAGUUGCCAUGGGAACUUAGUAACAGACUGUUGGCCCUCCCUUUCCCUUGCCUCCACUGCGGGGGCGGGGCUUGGGGAGCCAGGGGGAGGAGUCGGGGCCAGGUCCCGCCCCUCAUCCCUGGCCUCCCUGGGGAGCCAGGAUGUACCAUGUAGGGGAGGGGGGAUCUAUCCACAUACCUCAGGUAACAGGGAGGUGCGCGGGUGGGGGGAGGGGCUGGGCGGACCAAAGGCCGGAAGGGAGGGGGUCCUGGGGAUCGCGAAAGGCUUGAGGAUGGGGCCGCUUGGGGGAGGGGGAGGAGGCAGCCCGGCGGGGGACAAGUAGGGGACCCAGCCGGGCUGGGCCCCUGGGCCCCGGGUCUGUAUAAUACGGUUUGCUAUAAAACUCAAAAUCUUCCAGCCGGG